AUUUUCCCCCCUUCUCCACCGGUACUCUCUACAGACAGGGACGUAAUCGCUUCUCCUCGCUCGGUGAUUUAACCUGUCCAUAGCUGACGGUGGGAAAAGGGUAAACUUAAGACAGCCUGCUUUGUAGCUGUAUCUCCCCGUGAAAAGUGCGAGAAUGUCUUCUUCUGAGGAGAGCCCCGAGUACUCGCCUUUCUUCGCCGUGAUGGGAGCCUCUGCGGCCAUGGUCUUCAGCGCAUUAGGAGCAGCAUAUGGAACGGCGAAGAGCGGCACAGGCAUCGCUGCCAUGUCUGUGAUGCGGCCAGAGCUCAUCAUGAAGUCCAUCAUCCCUGUGGUCAUGGCCGGUAUCAUCGCCAUCUACGGGCUGGUGGUGGCUGUGCUGAUAGCAAACAACAUUUCUGAGAGAGUCUCUCUUUACAAGAGUUUCCUGCAUCUCGGUGCUGGUCUGAGCGUGGGCCUGAGCGGUCUGGCAGCUGGUUUCGCCAUCGGCAUUGUGGGCGACGCCGGCGUGAGAGGCACCGCCCAGCAGCCCCGGCUUUUCGUGGGCAUGAUCCUGAUCCUCAUCUUCGCUGAGGUGCUGGGGCUUUACGGCCUCAUCGUGGCCCUCAUCCUAUCCACAAAAUAAGUGUGCAAAUCAACAUCAUCUCAUUCAUUCCACAUCAAAGCAGCAAGAACAAAUAGGAGAUUUUCACCUACUUCCAUUACACCCCGCGGGUCUGGCAGGAUGGGAUGGCAACAGAAACAUGUUGGCGGUCGACUUUGACAGCUCUGUCCUCAAUAGAUGUGAUCUAUCCAUAUUGUUUAAAGCCAUCCAGUUGUGUCAGGUCCUGUGUGUACAGAACGGGCAUGAAGAUGUAUUGGUUGUUGUGGGAUGAUGUGUGGACAGUCUGCCUGAUGUGUUGUCUGAUCUUAACCUGUACAGUGGUCCAGAGUCACUCCACCCCCUUGUAAAUGUAGUAACCAGUCUGUGCUGUGAGUGUGAGUAUCAACGUUUAUCCCCCUGCCCAAUCCCCCUCCUUUCAUAUUUGUUUUUUUCUUUUUUCUUUUCGUUUGUUUGUUUUUUCGUUUGUGUUUUUUGUCAUUCUUGUUUGAGACCGCAGAAGAAUUGUGCACAUUAGUAUUUAUUUUUUUCAUGUUCUUUUCGGGGACCAUUUUUGAAUCACCGUGGCGAGGAGCCGUCAAGACAUGUUUUUAUUUUUUUUCACUAUUUAUGGGAAGCUAUGAUGAUUUUGACUUGAUGAAUCUGUCUAAAUGGAAUACUAUUUAUUGAAUACCCUAUAUACAUAAAAAUAUAUAAAUUAUCUGUGUAUAGUUAGAUUAAUUGCACUGUGGGUAAUUGUUCAAAGUGCUUGGAAUUCCUCUGGAUGUAGUGUGAUUAUUAAUGGAGGAUGUCCACAUGUUAACAUGGAGUUGACAGUGUGUAUGUGUGUGUGGGCGUGACUAUGUGUGAAUGACCUGAGUGCAUAAUGCGUGCAAGUGUAUUUAUGUAUUUAUGUAUUUAUGUUUACUAUGACAUUCUCAAACACUAGUAUUGUUAACCAGUAGUGCUGCUGUCUUGAUUUUUUUUUUUUUUUUUUGUUUAAGGUGAGAGCUCACUGUUCAGCCAUGCCUGUCAGAUUUCCAAAUAAAACUCAACCUCCUCCAGAA
This is a messenger RNA of Scomber scombrus (Atlantic mackerel), 1644 nucleotides long. RefSeq names its product ATPase H+ transporting V0 subunit ca (gene atp6v0ca). Gene Ontology annotation, molecular function: proton-transporting ATPase activity, rotational mechanism. The record is from RefSeq and is a predicted model, not a curated record. Lineage: Eukaryota; Metazoa; Chordata; Actinopteri; Scombriformes; Scombridae. Gene Ontology annotation, cellular component: proton-transporting V-type ATPase, V0 domain. The transcript is spliced from 3 exons. Gene Ontology annotation, biological process: proton transmembrane transport. Bases 155 to 622 code for a protein of 155 amino acids.